Messenger RNA from Owenia fusiformis, 905 nucleotides. The record is from the annotation of a GenBank genome assembly. Lineage: Eukaryota; Metazoa; Annelida; Polychaeta; Sabellida; Oweniidae.
UUUAACUAGGGGACUGACUGUUAUUCAAAUGUAACGAUGAUACGUUAUACGCUAUGCUGCAUAUUUGAAGAAAGAUAAUCUGACAGAAAACAUUAAGGAUGAGUGCACGUCCAAGACCAGUUACGGCUACCUUCAAGCCAGCUUCUAUGAAAGUUCAUACAAUAGUACCGAGAACAAAGAGACUCUCACUUGGCUCAGAUAGCAGCUCUACAGAGUCACUGACAUCUGUAUUGCAUCAUGAAAGUUAUGAAAGUCCCAGUGACAGUGAUGAUGACUUGAGUAAGCAAAGAGAUAAAAAUAGGAAUAAUAAUGCUGAAGAAAAUGAUGAAUCGAGUAUAAACCGUACAUUUAUAACAGAAACACCAAUAACUGAUACCAGUCAGACUUCUAGUGCUAAAACAAUUGAGGAAAAACUGUCAAAUUGGGAAAGCUGGCUAAUUAGAAAAUCCCAAGAAGAUCGUCAAAACAAGAGAAAGGAACUACAAAAACAGCGAAAGCUUAGAGAAGAAAAAGAGAAACAAGAAAAGGAGAAAAUUGAAAAGUUGAAAAAGUCUGAACAAGUGACCAAUGAAUGGAUUGAACGACGGGCAACUGAAUUAAAAGUCCAGAAAAAAUUACAAAGUCAAAAAAAUAAGAGUGAACAAGAAAUAAAAUCACAAGAAAGGUUAAAAACUAUGGAAAAAGCUGAAAAGGAAUAUCAUGAAUGGUUAGAAAUGAAACAAGAACAACAAAGGAAAAAACUUGAACUGGCGAAAAGACACAAACAAGUAGAGCAAGAAAAGAAAUUAGAGAAACAACGUCAAAGUGAAGCAGCAUUUGAGGAUUGGUGCAAAAAAGCUCAAACACGACCUAAAGCUGUAUAUAAUAGUUUUGGUUACACCUCAGGAAAAUUAACAGAUGUCUAA